Messenger RNA from Microplitis mediator, 1332 nucleotides. RefSeq lists its product as uncharacterized. NCBI's taxonomy places the organism in Eukaryota, Metazoa, Arthropoda, Insecta, Hymenoptera, Braconidae. Bases 69 to 1214 code for a protein of 381 amino acids. The transcript is spliced from 2 exons. The record is from RefSeq and is a predicted model, not a curated record.
AGUUGUCUGAGAAGACCAUUCACGGACAACUGACGGAAACUCUCGUACCAGGCGUCCGACCGGACCAGAUGCAAGCUUCAACUAUCCAAGAGUUCACGAUGGAAGAGGAGAUGGAGCUGUUAGAGCGAAUGGUCCAACAACAGCCGUGCCUGAUUUUGGAGCCAAUCGCCGAGCCAACCACCGAGACAAGCACCGAGAUCACCACACUCCCAACUACCUCAGCAACUACCUCGUCAAGUACAGCCACCAAUACCCGGAAAAGGCCCGACAUACAGCUAAGGAAGGUCCAAAAAGUGAAGUACCACCUGGUCAAAAAGGUCGAGCCAUACGACCCGACCAAGCCCGGUUUUAAAAGGCCAACCAAAAGGCCCGUAAUUCGGCCAGCCAGCGCCGAAAUAAUAAAACUUGCCAAACCAAUAAAGGCGACCACCAACCCGGGCCCACUGGUAAUCAGCGGUCCCCAGUCAACGGCCGAACUGGUUGGGGAGAACCCCCGUGGGAAACACAACGAUCCCACGAGCACCAACCUCGAUACUGGCCACGUCAGCAGUAAGGAGCAGCUCGACAACGACGAUGCCUUUCCCGUUCGAGCCACAGCGAGUUUCCCUAAGAAGAAACGGAGGAUAGGGGGACAGAGAAGGGAAUCGACUGCGACCAACCCGGGCCCACUCGUAAAGAGCAGUCCCCAGUUGGGCAAAUUGAUCAAAAAGGUAAAUCCAGUGAUCAGGAACGAGGCGACAACCACGACGAGACCUAUUAAAGUAAUUGUCACCAACCCGGGCCCAUUCCGAAGGAACGGUCCCCAGCUAGCAACAAUCGAACCUGGGAAAACAAAGAAAGGACUUGCUACCAACCCGGGCCCAUCCUCAAGGGACAGUCCCCAGCUGGCAACAACCAUCAACGCUGGCUGGAUUGACUACGAUGACGCACCUCUAUUAGCCGACUAUCCGGAGUACGUUGAGUCCAGCCCGGAGGAUCUGUUUCCGCCACCGAAAAAGGUCCAGACACCGUUGCAGCGGCUACUGGCAGCAUUGACCCCUCUAGCCGAAGUAAGGCCAAAGACUGUGGCCAAGAAGGCAAGUUUUACCGCCUACGAUGAAACAUUGAGGGUAUACAAGGUGACUCGGUAUGUAAAAGGUCCAACGCCGAAGAUAGAGCCGACGGGGAAGACUGUCUGGGACAUGCUGGCCAGACUCAGGGAACGAGAGGAAUAAAAAGACAGGAAGAAAAGAGGAUAGCAGGCUAUCCCCUUUUCUUUGUUGAGGUAGGAGGGGUGUGAUGGUGGAGUGACCCAGUGAACCCAGAACAGAGGACACCUGUGAUUUCUCUAAA